AUGGCACCUACUCGCGAAGACAUUGAGUUCAAGACCCUUGCCGGCAUCACCUUGCGUGGAUGGCUGUACCCAGCCGAAAAACGUGGACCAGGAAUCAUCCUUUCUGCAGGGUUCAAUAUGCCUAAGGAUGUAGUCGUACCAGAUAUUGCCGAAUGGUAUCACAAGCGAGGUUUCACUGCACUCAUCUUUGACACAUAUGGCAUCGGUGCGAGUGAUGGUCUACCCAGACAUGACAGUGAUAUGCUGAGGCGCAUUGACGACUUCACCGACUCAGUGACGUGGCUCUCCCAGCAUCCCCUUAUAGAUCCGGAGAAAAUCGCAGUUUGGGGUCUCUGUUUUGACGGCAACAUUAUGCUUGCCACCGCGGCAUACGACCGUCGGAUUGCUGCCGUAGUAACGGUUGCCCCGAUGAUCGAUGUUACUGGUGACCCCGAACGCCGCGAAGCCAUUUUCGAACUUGGACUGGCAGACCGCGCUGCCCAACUUGCUGGGGAGGAUCCCAUGUACCUACCUCUGGUUGAUGAAGACGGCAUGACGCCACUUGGUCAAUUCUUAGGCAAUUUCUUCACAACAAUGGAUAGCAUGAAAAUGCCCAUUGAGAACCGUGUCACGGUCCAUACCUAUAUGCGAUGCCUCAACUGGAACAUUCUACACCUACUGCCAAAGAUCAGCCCGACCCCAGUGAUCAUGGUGACGCCUGAGCUCGACCAAGUAUUCCCGGCAAGCAGGCAGAAGGAAGCAUUUGACUUGUUGAAUGAGCCGAAGGAACAUUGUCUUCUGGUUGGAAAGCAUCACUUUGACUGGAUGUUUGGAGAUAUGGACAAUGCGUUCAGUCCGCAAUAUGAGUUCUUGAAGAAGCAUCUGAGGCUUUAG
Molecule: messenger RNA, 873 nt
Organism: Pseudovirgaria hyperparasitica
Lineage: Eukaryota; Fungi; Ascomycota; Dothideomycetes; Acrospermales; Acrospermaceae
Product: peptidase S15
Exons: 3
Coding region: 1-873 (290 amino acids)
Molecular function (GO): hydrolase activity
Source: RefSeq, a predicted model, not a curated record